Protopolystoma xenopodis is the source of this 396-nucleotide messenger RNA. The record is from the annotation of a GenBank genome assembly. Lineage: Eukaryota; Metazoa; Platyhelminthes; Monogenea; Polystomatidea; Polystomatidae.
AUGGAGGAGGCUGUACAGGGCAGAGAGUUUCGGCAGUCGAAGGAUGAAGAUGCGCGAAUAUGCAAGUCAGAAAUCAACCCGCCCAAGAUGUGUACAAAUGUGCUGGCUGAAUCAAAUGUCCGCAGUACAGCCUCAUUAGAUGAUGAAGGGCUGCGAGCCAAGCAAGGGAAAGUUGAUUGGAAAGAAUUCGUGAUGUGGUCUCACGGGAAACCGAAGGAGGAUUGUCGUGUAAGGAAGUCUGUUGAAUUGUGCAAAGAAGCCCUCGACCCACCGACCCGCGACCCCGAUGAAAUUGUGCUGGGCUUUCGUCUGUACCGCCGUGACAGACAUCAUCAGAGCAAGAUUGCAUACUUUACGAAAGAGAGCAAAAAUAUACUAAACCAAGCGAAAAGCUGA